This is a messenger RNA of Alternaria postmessia, 1557 nucleotides long. RefSeq lists its product as uncharacterized. The transcript has a single exon. Bases 1 to 1557 code for a protein of 518 amino acids. The record is from RefSeq and is a predicted model, not a curated record. Lineage: Eukaryota; Fungi; Ascomycota; Dothideomycetes; Pleosporales; Pleosporaceae.
AUGGCGCUCAGCAUCAUCAAGCAGCGCAUCGCCUACUAUGGUGCAGGCGAUCUGAUCGCCGCACUACCGCCCCACGACUUGAUGGAGUGGGUACUCCAUCCUGCAGCAACACCGCCGAAAGCGCUUGUGAUAGGCACUUGCGAUGGACGCGACGUCCUUGCCUUUAUGAAAAGCUUCGGUGGCAGCCCACGCAGGGUGCAGUAUUGCUUCAAGCCAACCGACCGCCGGCUCAAUGCAUCCACAGCACAGUCACUUGCGCCAGACGAGGUGGUGAAAUUGCCACUCAACGAGCCGUUUAGGCACAGCGCCGAUACCUCUGAGCUGGGGAAGAGGAACCUCGGCAUCGUCGUUCAAUGGUACUUCGUCAACAUGAUCGAACCAGAGGUUGACUAUGUCAAGUAUUGUCCACAACUUUACAAUGCUCUGCAGGAUAUCGACGCAAGGAAACGUGCCGAAGACGAGUCUAGGACACCGAGACCCGAAGAACCUAGGGGCGCACAAGAUCAACGUUUGAGUUACCACAGCCAUCCUAGUACAGAAGGUGAGGUGACCAGGCAGCUUGUUGCCCCAGGCAAGAGCGCAGAAGAAUGCCCGUUAGCCAGCAUGAAUGACGAUGGGCCUUCUGAUCUAGAGACACUGCACAAUUACUUGGGUUCUCACAACGUGCUUUACUUGCUGAAAAAUUUACCUGAUGCAGACGAAUUCCGAUUCGUGCACCAGGACUUCUUGCUCGAUGCCCAGCCAAGAAAGCUCUUUGUCGGCUACCAUAAAGAACAUGGCAACGACAUCUAUGCGUAUAUGCGAAAGCCACGCGAAUACCACAGGAUUGAAUUCUACAUCGAAAAUUCGCACGCACUCUCGAAGACAGUCAUCCGCUCGGAAGACGUUGUUAGACAGCGCAUCCUGCACCCGUUCGAUAAGACUUGUCUAGAAGGUGCCCACAAAAUCGGCCAAGACGAGAAAGCACGACUCACACUUAUGGUGAAGUGGUACUUCAUAGCAGCCGGUGUAGCAAAGGACUGUGUGCUCAGAGAGACGAAGGCUUUUCCCGAGCGCUUGCGGAGUGCACUUGAAUACAUUGCCGAGCGGAUGGGAGCUGCUUCUGCCAGACCACCCUCAAUCGACUGCGAACGACAAAAUGAGCCUACGACUACACCGGAAGAGGCAAGACCAGCCCAAUUCACUACCGCCGAGAUUACAACCGGUCUUUUAUCAUCGCCCAGCACAUCUACAACUGCUUCUCCGCGCCCGUCAACUGCUUACGCGGAGCAACUGAAUGAUCAGGUGAACGCAGUCGACACUCCAAUAUCGCGACUCGCUAAACGCACUGCUGAUGAUGCAGAGUUCGAAGACCUCGCUGGGAUAGUGUUGGAAGUGCUUGCAACGGACCAGAACCUCAAGAGUCAAAUUGACGACAUUGACAAGCAGAUUGAGGUGUUGCAGACUGAACGCAAGGACUUGGUAGAAAGGAGGAAGCAUACAAAGAGAAGAUUUACGAGCCAGACUUUGGCGAUUGCAUCGAAGAUGGAUGGUAAGAGGCAUCAGGACUCGGUUUAG